Messenger RNA from Sorex fumeus (smoky shrew), 1726 nucleotides. It is a transcript of the gene CERS4, whose product is annotated as ceramide synthase 4. NCBI's taxonomy places the organism in Eukaryota, Metazoa, Chordata, Mammalia, Eulipotyphla, Soricidae. The record is from RefSeq and is a predicted model, not a curated record. Gene Ontology annotation, molecular function: DNA binding; sphingosine N-acyltransferase activity. The transcript is spliced from 11 exons. Gene Ontology annotation, biological process: ceramide biosynthetic process. Bases 266 to 1447 code for a protein of 393 amino acids. Gene Ontology annotation, cellular component: membrane.
GGCGGAGGGUCAGUGUCGCUGUCCCCCGGUGCACCAAGCGCCGAUCCACGCAGCACCCGGCACCCGGGCCCUCCCCGUCCAGGUCCCGCCCCGUGGCCCCGCCUUGCGCUCCCGCCAGUUUUCUUCCACCCGCACCCGGCGUCUCCAGCCAGCAGGACCCCGGCCGAGGCGGUGCCGGGAGCAGAGUCCGCUGCGUGGUGUCGCCUCCGUCUCCCGCAUCUGCAGCCCGGCCCCCGCUGCCUGCGCUCGCCUGCACCCCACGAGGAUGUGGUCGAGCCUGAACAAGUGGUUCUGGCAUGAGAAGCUCUGGCUUCCCCCCAACGUCACGUGGGCCGACCUGGAAGACCGCGAUGGCAAGGUGUACCCUCACUCCCGGGACCUGCUGGCGGCCCUGCCCAUGGCACUGGCCCUGCUGGCCCUGCGCUUCACCUUCGAGAGAUUCGCUGCUCUGCCCCUCAGCCGGUGGCUAGGGGUGAAGGAUCAGGUGCGGCGGCCAGCAAAGCCCAUCCCGGCUCUGGAGAGACACUUCCUCACUGCAGGCCCGAAACCCAAGGAGCCCCAGAUGGCGCUCCUGGCCGCCCAGUGUGGCCUUACACUUCAGCAGACUCAGCGCUGGUUCCGGAGACGCCGCAACCAGGACCGGCCCAAACUGAGCAAGAAAUUCUGUGAAGCCUGCUGGAGGUUUGCUUUUUACCUCUGUUCCUUCCUCGGUGGACUUAUGGUCCUCUACCACGAGUCUUGGCUGUGGAGGCCUGUUAUGUGCUGGGACAAUUAUCCAAACCAGACCCUGAAGCCUACCCUGUACUACUGGUACCUCCUGGAGCUGAGUUUCUACAUCUCGCUGCUCCUGACGUUGCCCUUUGACAUCAAGCGCAAGGACUUCAAGGAGCAGGUGGCACACCACUUCGUGACCAUCACCCUGAUCGUCUUCUCCUACAGCUCGAACCUGCUGCGCAUCGGCUCGCUGGUGCUGCUGCUGCACGACUGCUCCGACUACCUGCUGGAGGCCGGUAAGAUGUUCAACUACACGCAGUACCGGGUCGUGUGUGAUGUUCUCUUCCUCCUCUUCGCCGCGGUCUUCUUCUACACGCGCCUGGUGCUCUUCCCCACCAAGAUCCUCUACACCACCUACUACGAGUCCAUCGUGGGCAGAGCACCCUUCUUCGGCUACUACUUCUUCAACGGGCUCCUGAUGAUGCUGCAGAUGCUGCACGUCUUCUGGUUCUACCUCAUUCUGCGCAUGCUCUACGGUUUCACCUGCAAGGGACAGAUGGAGAAGGACGUUCGCAGCGAUGCAGAGGAGACCGACUCGAGUGAUGGAGAGGCAGUCAAGGAACAUCCCCCGUUGCAGAACGGGGUGGUCCACAGGCCAGGGACGGCCACCUCUGCGGGUCCUCGGAGCCGGGCAGCGGCGCACCUGGCCAACGGACACACACCGUCCACGUAGCAUAGCAGCCAAGCAAAGCCCGGCCGGAAGAGGGGUGUCACACCCCCCCCCCAAGCUGGCAGAAUGGACUGGUGGCCCUUGGGCCCACUGAGGGGAGAUGGGGAAGCCCCCACCGGGGUGCAAGGCGGGCUGAUGACCUGUCUCCAACCCUGUCCUCCUCACUCCCACCUUCCCUCCUUCCUCGGGGUGAAAUGGAUGGAGGUGGGAUGGGGAGGGUCCCCCCAGCUGGAAAGUGGGGGGAGAUAAAACUUGAACAGAGUCAGAUUCUCUGCCUGAGAA